AUGACACAUUAUGGGGCACCAUCUUAGUCCUAGUCUACUCUAAUAUUUGACGAAUCAAAGGAAAUUAAGUCUAAAACCAACUUGGCAAAUGAUAAACUCUUCCUUAAAAAUGUUUCACUAAGGAACAUGAGAUAAAUGUAUAAUCCAGCAGGGAAGAAAAGUAUCGGAAGUUCCUAAAGCUUCAUUAACUCAGCAAUAUUCAAUUAAAAGCCUAUGAAUUCUAUUAAAACAUAUGAUUCUCCAGCCAAUGCGAUGAUUACUGUUCCAGGACCUUAAAGUCUAGAGCGUUAAAUUGAUCCAAAUGAUCCUUUUGAUCUAAUGAUCCACAGAAAUGAAUCAGUUGUCUAAGUUAUUAAAAGACAAAAGAAAAAGAAAGACAACAAUGAGGAAUCAACUCCUUCAAAUAUGGCUAAUUUAUAGCUUUAACAUUAGAUGCUUCAAAAACAAUUGAAAUCUAUUUCACCAAUGAAAGCUUUAGCUAAUUCAAAUACUAACCUUAACAGUUAAAAGAAUUUAUUGCAGAAAUAUAGUGGGCAAGCUGAAAAGAUCAGUCAGAGACAGAAGAAAAUGGCUGGAAUACUUAAUAAGAACAGCAGUUAGUAAUUUUUGUUAAACAACAACUCUGUGCAAAACUUGAGUCAGCAAAUGCAAUAAAUAGGGCCACAAAAUUUUACAAACUAUUAGACUUAAUACGCAUUUGCACCAAAAUAGAGUUUUUCGUAGCAGAACAAUCCUAAGAAUCAGAAAGUUCUGUCAAAAAGAUAAAGCUAAGGAAUUCAAAAAUCUUAAUCAGGAGUCUCAUUGGUAUAAUCUAGUGAUAGAAAUCAUAAAAAGAAAAAUCUAAACAUAGGGGAUCAUUAUGAGAAUUUUUACACAUAGAUAAGAUUAAGAUCAGGAUCCAGCGAUUAGCUCACAAUGAAUAAUUCUAAAGAGGCAGAUGAUAUAAGUACUGGAUCUCGUUUCGAAAAAAUGGAACCAAUCGGAGAAAAAAAUAGCCAUAACAUAGGCAAAGUCCAAAGGAAAAAAUCAAUGAACGAUAAGAAAUAGGUUGUUUAAAAUAUCUAAAACAAUAUUAAUCUUUCAUUUGCAGGUGCUUUUUAAACUUAGACUUAAAUAAUUGACCCAUUAGUGUAAUAAGUUAAAACCCUAGAUUAUGAAUAAUAAAAAAAGAUUAGUCUUACUCAAGAAGAACCUGUCGCUAUAUAUCUUGAUUCCUUAAAAGAAGUUUCAAAUCUUAUCAAAUCUCAAUCAUAAUCUGCUUAUGAGCUGUUGAUAAAAGUUUAAAUAAGUUUAAAGGAAUGCUUUAACAAGCAAAAGCAAUAAAUGAAAGAUGAAAUGAAUUAAUACUAAAAAGUUAUUGAGGAGUUAUAGGAAUAGCUUUAGCUUGAGCAAUCAAAAAAUGCUACAUUUAAUCUGGAAGUAUCUUAACUCAAGAAAAAGAAUAAGCUGUUGGAGCAGACUCUAGCUAAAAAAGAUCAAGGCCUUCUGAAUCUCUAAUAGCAAAUUGAAGAUUAGCAGAAAUAAAGUAGAUAAUUUUUAGGAAAAUAUGAUGAAAACAAAAUUCUUGAAGAAAUAAAAGUAUUAGUUGGAGAGAAUCAAGAGCUAAAAUCUGCUGUGAGAGAAAUCAAAUCUGAACUUGACUAUGGAAAGUAAAGAGAGAAUAAGCUGAUGUAUUUUUUAUUCGUAUUGCAAAGGAAAGGCAUACCAAUCUACGAGAUAUUUGAUUUAAAUAUAAAGGAUCUACCAACGACUAGGUUUUCACCUGAUUUGGAUGAUUAGUACAAGAAAAUAUAUUUCGAAUAGUUAAGGAAAUUCAUAUAUCAGAGAAGAAUUAUCAAUCAGAUGCCUUUUCCAUUUUAGAUGGAAAGGAUGAAUCAAAGUGUUCCUGCUAAGAGGAUUAAGUGGUUUGAACAAGACAAAAACGGCCAGUUCGAAAGUAGUAGUAUUAACGAUAUUAGCUAAAACUUGAGUGACAGUUAUUAUCCAAUUUGUAGUGGACCUGUUAUAAUUCCUACUAAACCUAAAGCUAUACCCUCAUUAGAUUUGAAAUUGGUGGAAUAAGUAUAGUAACAAAGACUUAAGCAAUAAAUGGAACAAGAAAUUAUGAAAAUGAAACAAUAGUAAUAAGAUGCGGACGACAGCUAAGAUGAUGAUGAAUUUGGCGAGGAUGAUGAUAAUGAGCAAGAAAUUUCAAUAGGAGUUAGAUCUACUACAAGGAUUCAAUAGAUUUUAAGGAAAUCAAAGUAUUAACCUUUAGAAGGGAUGCCUGUAAAUAAGGAUAAGAGAAACAGUAAAAAACAUUAGGAAAUGCAGGUUAAUAUACUUCGAUAACGCCAAAAUUAAAUUCUCUAGACUAGUUCGCAAUAAGACUAAACAGAGGAUGACCAAUAUUAUGAUGAAGAUGAGUCUGAUCUAAAGAAAUACGAAUAGUAGAUGGAAGUACAUAUAAAUAUUGGGGGAAAAUAGCAUUAUUACAAAUGA
This is a messenger RNA of Stylonychia lemnae, 2481 nucleotides long. The record is from the annotation of a GenBank genome assembly. NCBI's taxonomy places the organism in Eukaryota, Ciliophora, Spirotrichea, Sporadotrichida, Oxytrichidae.